CUCUGAGAUGUUGUAAAGCAUCAGAAUUUGUUGGCGACGCAAGAUAACCAAUUUGGACAUAACUGAACUCUUGAACACUGCACAAUGGUUCAAGGUAUUUCAGAGAUGGCUGCAAUGUGUGUUGGCCUCAUCGGGCUGAUCGGGGCAGCAGCCACUACGGGGAUGCCCAUGUGGAAGGUGACAGCUUUCAUUGGGGAGAACAUCAUUGUGAUGGAAACCCGCUGGGAGGGCUUGUGGAUGAAUUGCUACAGACAGGCCAACAUCAGAAUGCAGUGUAAGGUGUACGACUCCCUGCUGUUCCUGCCCCCGGAGUUACAGGCAGCCAGGGGUCUGAUGUGCUGUUCUCUGGCCUUGUCGGGGCUGGGGCUCCUCGUGGCUCUGGCAGGAAUGCGCUGUACAUCCUGUAUUCAGGAUAAUGAUCGGGCUAAGACCAUCAUCCUGAUGGUUGCAGGUGGUAUGCAGUUCAUGGCCUGUAUCUGUGUCUUUAUCCCUGUGUCCUGGACAGGUCAUGUCAUCAUUAGAGAUUUUUACAAUCCUUUGCUAAUUGAUGCCCAGAGGAGGGAGUUGGGAGAGGCUCUCUACAUCGGUUGGGUGACCGGCGCCUUCCUUUUCGCCUCAGCCAUGUUGUUCCUCUGCCGCCGCAUACCCUCGGACAAAGGCUCAUUUGACGUGUACCACCAAACCAACUUGCCCAGCAAACCAAUUUUAAUGAGGUAUCAUCCCAUCCCAAGUCUCUCCAGCCUCCGAUCUAAUGUAUAUCAUCCUUCUCUGCAGAACAAUGGCUCUGUUGGACAACAACUUGCAACACCACUACAAAACAUCCCUCAAGUAACGACAAAUGAUGAAGCACUAAUCAACUUUCCUGCUGUCUAUAAUCCAGGUCUGCCUGAAAAUGCAUCAUUGUUAUAUCAAGGCAGUAUGGCUCACCAUUCCUCCAUGCGGAGUUCUAACCAUGUUGGUAGCGUGUAUACACCAGGCAACUCCCUGUACAUAAGCCAAAACACCUUGCCACAUCCACCGACUUAUAUCGGCAACCCUACUGCAUCCUACCAAUCUAGUUUUCAUCCGGUUCCACACACUCCUAUUUUUAUUGGAUACAAAGCAUCAAGAAUCGAACCAGAGUCUCACAGUGGAAGCAGUGGCGGUGUGUACAUAUAAACAAAAACCAUGAGUGAGUUUUUAUAGCUGGUUAAACU
Epinephelus fuscoguttatus (brown-marbled grouper) is the source of this 1196-nucleotide messenger RNA. Its product is annotated as claudin-8-like. Bases 85 to 1158 code for a protein of 357 amino acids. Gene Ontology annotation, molecular function: structural molecule activity. The transcript has a single exon. Lineage: Eukaryota; Metazoa; Chordata; Actinopteri; Perciformes; Serranidae. Gene Ontology annotation, biological process: bicellular tight junction assembly; cell adhesion. The record is from RefSeq and is a predicted model, not a curated record. Gene Ontology annotation, cellular component: plasma membrane; bicellular tight junction.